This is a messenger RNA of Peronospora matthiolae, 642 nucleotides long. Lineage: Eukaryota; Oomycota; Peronosporomycetes; Peronosporales; Peronosporaceae. The record is from the annotation of a GenBank genome assembly.
AUGGCCAUGUUUGACGCCAUCGACCUGCUCUUGCGCUACGAGACGCCGCUCGUCAAGGACAUGGAGCCAGGCGACGACGUCCUCGAGUGGGUCGCCGCCUACGUCGGGAGCGAAGACUUUCAAGAAGCGAUCGACAAUUUCUGUGGCGCCCACGCGAGCCACUUCUCCAUUCUCCUCACAAAGGGAGGACCCUGUGCGGCCGACCUGGACAAGGUCGAACUGUCGUGGAAGGAGCUGCACGAGGCUUUUAUCGACACGGCAAAUGCCCACAUUGAGGCGUUUCUGGCGGCGAGAGGCUUUACGAUGGAGCAAUACUGCACGCGGUGCGACGAGGAGAUUGCGCUCUCCGAGGAGCGGCAGCGACACACGAGACUGAGCUUUUUCGUGCAGAUCUUGCUCUCUUGCUGCGAGUACGAGCAGUUUCUGAAUCUGAUGAAACGCGUGGCGGACCCCGAGUACUAUGACAAGAAGGAGCUGCAGCUCGAGGCUGAGAACGUGGUGUACAAGGCAGGCGAGAAGGGAGAUGUGAAUGCAGCGAGAACUGCUGGCGCACAGGCGUUUUUAGACUUUUUCCAGGCCAAUCCGGACGUGACGCUGGAUGAGCUGACGCAGGAAUUCCAAAAGAAGAUGCAGCUGACGUGA